CCUCAUUCUCUCACUGCAAUGUCCACAAAUGGCAGCUAUUAGAAUCCGCUAGCUAUAAUCUCAGUCACCUAAAUGCUCAGUAAAUCAACUCGUUGGGGGGGGGGGGAUUAGCUAACAUCCCACAAAGGAUGCAUUUCUUGCGGCUGUAAUUCCCGAAAAAGGGGGAGAAGAGGAAAAGAAGAUUGUUAAAAAAAUAAAUAAAAAAUCUGAAUUGUUGGGCCUCACUGGAACUCUCCCAUGAUGCCUGAGGUUCGGGAGCUUUCAGACGCACUGCCGGAGUUGCCAAUGGACCCCAUCACUGGUGUGGGGGUGGUGGCCUCGCGAAACAGAGCGCCUACUGGCUAUGAUGUGGUCUCCCAAACAACAGAUGGUCUUGACGCUGACUUGUGGAAAGACGGCCUGUUCAAAUCCAAGGUGACACGCUACCUCUGUUUCACCAGGGUCUUCUCUAAAGAAAACAGUCAUUUAGGUAAUGUGCUGGUGGACAUGAAGCUUAUCGACAUCAAGGACACUCUGCCUGUGGGUUUUAUUCCCAUCCAGGAGACUGUGGACACACAGGAGCAGGCCUUCCGGAAGAGGAGGCUGUGUAUCAAGUUCAUCCCGCGGGACUCCACAGAGGCAGCCAUCUGUGACAUCAGAAUCCUGGGCAGGUCCAAGCAGGCCCCACCGCAGUACACUUUCAUAGGAGAGCUCAACAACAUGGGGAUCUGGUAUCGCAUGGGUAAGGUCCCGCGUGCCCAGGAAUCUUCGCCAACUCCAACCACCAAUAACAUCCAGAACAUCAACUCGACGGCCAACACCACACCAACCCCAGCAGCCCCUCUGCCUAAACAUAUAUCCAUGACACUCCCCGCCAGUUUCAAAAGGCAAACCACUACCAGACCAGAUUUUGAACACCAGAACUCCAACCUGUACGCCAUAUCAGCAAUGGAUGGAGUGCCUUUCAUGAUCUCUGAGAAGUUUGCCUGCGCUUCCGAUGAUCUGCAGCAGGUGGAUCUGAUGGGCAUCACAAUCAAGUCGCUGACGGAGAUUGAGAAAGAGUACGAGUAUAGUUUCCGCACAGAGCACAGCGCAGCAGCGAGGCUUCCCCCCAGUCCCACACGGAUCUCCCUGGGCUCUGAGGCCUGAGCCCCCCCCCCCCCUAGUCCCACACAGUUCUGAGCCUCUCCCCCCCCCCAGUCCCACACAGAUCUGAGCCUCCCCCUCCUCCCCUCCAGAGAGACCUGAGCCUCUCCCCCCUUCUCCCUCUUCCCCUCCAGAGAGACCUGAGCCUCUCCCUCUUCCCCUACAGAGACCUGAGCCUCUCCCUCCUUCUCCCUCCUCCCCUACAGAGAUCUGAGCCUCUCCCUCCUUCCCUACAGAGAGGUCUGAGCCUCUCCCUCCUUCCCUACAGAGGUCUGAGCCUCCCCCAGUCCUCCAGCAGGAGAGGAGGAGAGACUCACACUACUACUACUACUGAGAACCAUCCCACACAAACCAAGCCAGAGAAAGAGUGCGACAGAGGAAACUAGGUCUCCCUCUCUCCCUUUGGCCUGCCUGCCUCCCUCUACUCCUCCCCGCCUCCUUCCACUCCUCCCCGCCUCCACUCCUCCUUGUCUGCCUCCCUCCACUUCUCCCUCCCUCCCUCUACUCCUCCCUGUCGGCCUCCCUCUACUCCUCUCUCCUUGUCUGCCUCCCUCCCUCCCUCCCUCCACUCCUCCUUGUCUGCCUCCCUCCACUCCUCCUUGUCUGCCUCCCUCCCUCCCUCCUCGUCUGCCUCCCUCCACUCCUCUCUCCUUGCCUCCCUCCCUCCUCGUCUGCCUCCAUCCCUCCACUCCUCCCUCCACUCCUCCCUCCCUCCCUCGUCUGCAUCCCUCCACACCUCCCUCCACUCCUCGCCUGCAUCCCUCCACUCCUCCCUCCACUCCUACCAAACAAAACAAUAAGGUCAUUGGGACAGCUUGGUCCACUGUCCAAAUGGAUGGUCCUUUUUCUUUUGAAAAAGAAAAAAAAUGAACAAACAGAAGUCCUUUGGUUGCCCAGUCGUUUCUUCUUCUUUGUUUUUAAAGUUCAGUACUGCUUAUUUGAGGAGGGAAAACGAUCCAUGGUAAAAAGGGGACCCGUUGAUGCAUUAAGGCUUUCACAGACGUGUGAUCGAGACGAGCUCCGCUGUGCAUUCAGGAUGGAAAGACCUGUGAACCUGAUGGUUGUGUGAUUUUGGACCCUUGGUGGUUAAGGGAGGAGAGAGAGAGAGAGAGAGAGAGAGAGAGAGAGAGCAAGGCUUGCCCAUUCAACCCAUGAACCAUAAUGGCAGAGGCACCAGUUUAGUCUAGAAAUGCACAUUUGAUCCAUCCCUACUUUCGGGAAACUUUAAAGCACCCACAGAGACUUGGGAUGGUUGGAACAAACCGUGCUCUAUAAUACCCUAUUGGAUAUAAGCAGUGCGUAACCCACUGGUCUCGCCUUCGUUCCAUUGGUCGUCUGUGGAUAUUUCUGCAUUAAAGAGCAGCUUAGCCAGUCGUUGACUACAGUCCCCACCCACCUCCCUGUACACUAGAUGUAAGCCCAGGAAGAGGAGCCAGCUUACAUGUUACUGUAAAAUAAAUGUCCCCCAACAAUAUUGAUUUGGACAGUUCACCAAAUGCUUUGAGAUUGUUCUUUUCUCUCGUCAUUCUUUGUGAGUCAUUUCAGAUGUUCUUACUCUUUGCCUCGGCUGUUGUGUCACGUUUCAACGACUCCAUCGAUGUGCUUUCUGGUCUGAGACACUCCUUGAAUUAAAAUCAGAACCACUAGUAAAUGGACUGUUACAGUCGGUAAGGUCUUGCUGUUAGCUGGACGACACACCACUGUUUUUUGAUUUUUGUGUGUUUUUUUGUUUUUGUUUUUUCAAAGCCAGAUGUUUGCAUCUGUUACCAGUCUCACUGUGGCUUUACUCAGUCUUUUGGUUUUAGUAUUUCUUAUCUUUUAAAAUAUGUAUUUUCUAUUUCUCGCGGAAUGAGUUUGACAGAAACGUACUGCUUAGUUUUGAAGGAGCCAGUUACCAAUGAGAGCCCUGUCUUUCUCUAGUCAGGUUACAAUGUUCAGCAUUGUGAUAGUAUUCAUUUGCCACUUUCAUUUUCUUAAUGAACAAAAUAGAUUUUAAAAUGUUUUAAUUACGUGUAUAAUAUUGUGUUUUGAACUAAAUGGGAUGUUCUUGUAUCAAGAAGAACACACUUAAUAAUUUGGGCUCAAGUAAUGGGCUUUUGUUUCACGCAUAAAGCUGAUAUGUGUGGUCUUCUAAACGGUCUGCUUUUUUUUGUAUUUUCAAAAACGACUAAUUGUAAUAAUAAUUUAAUAAAGUGUUCCUGAAGUUUUGCCUGUCCAUUGGCAUGGCAAUAACACCCCCAUCUCCUCAGUUUUCUCCAAACUCUUACACAAUUCCCUCUAAACCUUGGGGUUGUGUUCACCAUAUCAAAAAAUGUUUUGCGACAGGGAACAACUGAAAGCUGUGUUCAGUUUAGUACCUUCCGGUUUAAAAAAACGUUCUCUCUCUGUUGAACACGACCCACCUUACACACUCCAAACUAUCAGGAAACACACAUCUUCUGCGAUAGUGUUUUUUUCAAACACUAUAGUCUCUUUUUGUUUGUUUUUUGUCUUAUUGCCUCAACUGUGCUUACAACCAACUGUGAUCAAACCACUCAUUGAUACGACUUUGUUUGUUGUUGUUGCUUGUCAUUCUUUUACCCACACAUGCUUGAUAUUGAUGGUAUUAAUAUUGAGAACGUUUUUUUUCUACAACAGUAUUUGUCUUAAAUGGCAUCCAGAGUUGCUCUUUUUCGACAUAAGCUUUUUAAACACUGCCUAGAAAAUCAUGUCAACUCUGGAGAACCUUUUUUCUUUUCUAGCAUUCCUGGUACUGAUGUAUUCUAUCGCUGUAGUUUUUAAGCAUCCAGUUUCAACAUCAUUUAGUUGAUCUUUCUAUGCUUGGCAGAAGUUGUUUCCUCAGAGCAGCUCUUGGUGCCCUUUGGGGGGAAAACAGCCCUUUAUUUUCUCUUUGUCUAAUUGCUCAUUUAAGGCCUGAGGAGUAUUCUGACCCUUCUCUCCCCAGAAUAAUUGACCAAUACAUUUCAGUGUUGUAUUUUUCAGAAAAUCAAAAAAAAAGGUCAAAUCAAUGUAAAAAGAGAUGGAUUGUGUUAUUGCACUGCCUAUAUAUUGUGAUCAUGCUAGUAGCUUAGCUAGUUCAACUAGACCAAACGUCCAUUCAAAAACGAUGCUUGUAAAAUGCUCCCACGUUACGGCUUGUUUUGUUCUGCCUGCAUCAUGGUAACCUACACCUGUACUUCUACAUCUGAACUGUGGCGUGUAAAUAUCUUCAGAUGGUCAUGAUAAAAAUACAUUGUUAACUAAUAUGAUUUGUCUGUGUAUUAACAUUUUAAUGUGAGAUCAAGUUCAGUCCUGUAUUGUUUUCAACGUGGACUCCUUUUUUAAGACAGACGCGGAUUCCUUUCAGCUAUGAGAGACUGUUCAACCAGCUGUAGCUCAGCUGUGAUUUUUAAAUGUUGUUUUUGAUUUGCAACUCUUCUCUCCUGGAUGGAGUUUGGGUUAUCCUACUUUGAAUGAUUCUCAUCCCACCAUUAAACAAAACUUAAGUUGACGACGAGAAGCUUCCACUGUUUAUAUUAUUAGUUAACACUAAAAUAUACAUUUUGAGGAUUUAACUAACAAUCGAACCACCCAAACAACGUGAAGCUCUGUACUACCGGAGGUAGAGCCUGUACGAUUUGAUGUUUUGUUUGUCUUCCUGCGAACUCUUAAUUUUUAAAUGCUUGUGAAUUCAUUAUGGCUCUGAGGAUCCUGUUGGUGAUAACUGAUGUUUUAAAAGGUCAAUUUUGGACCAAAAAAAAGCAACAAAAAUACAUUUUACAACUGUAUACCUGAUCAAUGCACGAUCAUACCAGGUAAUUUACAAAAUGGAAAUGGAUAAAUAAGAUAUUUCGCUACAGACGGGUACAUUUCUUACGGAUCUCAACAGCUUCCGUCCAAAAACAAAUCCUGUCAAUACAUACUGGAGGAGUUACUGACAAGCUAAGUGUGGCUAGCUUAGAUAACGAACUAGCUACGUCUGGAGGAGUUACUAACUACGAGUGGCUAGCUUAGAUAACGAGCUAGCUACGUCUGGAGGAGUUACUAACUACGAGUGGCUAGCUUAGAUAACGAACUAGCUACGUGUGGAGGAGUUACUAACUACGAGUGGCUAGCUUAGAUAACGAACUAGCUACGUGUGGAGGAGUUACUGACAAGCUACGUGUGGUUAGCUUAGAUAACGAGCUAGCUACGUGUGGAGGAGGAGUUACUAACUACAAGUGGCUAGCUUAGAUAACGAGCUAGCUACGUGUGGAGGAGGAGUUACUAACUACGAGUGGCUAGCUAAGUCUGUCGCUGCGCUCCUUGACCAGAAUGACACGUCGAUGAACCACCAAAGGCACACCCCAUUUCUGUUUGAAAAUUGAUAAAGAUUUUUUAUAUGACCAAAGUCGGUCUUUAAAAGACAAACCUUGUAUCCCAGUUGCAAAACCUAAUCUGUUAGGGAUCAAACAGUUCAAAUCAAUAUGGACCUAUUAUUAUUAUUAUUAUGGCAGUCUUAUGUUAAAAUGUUUACCCUGUGUGUCAUUGAGGUGUAUUUGUUUGUGUGUGAUUACACACAGAGUACCAACCAAACUACUGGUGACUAAUCCACAGGACCAACCUUUGUAUUUACUGUUUCUCAGAAGCAUCCUACAUUUGAUUUCAAUUUCAACCCACUGCUCUUCAUUACUUCCUUCCAUUCUAUAAAUGUUAUUUAGAGUUUUUUUUUUGGUGGUCGGUUGGCUCCCUCAAUCAUUAGUUAUCCGGCAGUGUGCAAACAUGCGGGUUCUCUCAUCUCGGUACCACCCCAGUCGUUUUAAUGGCGACCUAGUAAAACAACAGAGAGAGACCUCUUAACUAGCUACUUCAAAACCCACAAGUUACUUUCCUCUCAAGAUGUGUCGGCAACAGAGAAAUCUGGCACGCACAGCCCACUGUCACCAAAUUGUACCUGUAACGGAAGCAAUUUCUCCUUUCCUUGGAUAUAGACUACUUUUAAUCCCAUUUUUUGAGAUAUUUACCAUCUUUAUUAAGACAUUUAAUCAGAAACGCGGAGUGCCUGUCAAGACCUCUGUUGUCUUUGACUUCUGAUUCCUCUCCAUUUUAUUUUUUUUGUCACCAAAAAUAGAAAUCUUCUUUCAUCUUAUCCGAUGUGAGUUUCUGCAGAGAAUGGACUAGGGUCCCAUGGAAAUGACAUGGAAGUUUGUCAGGCAGACUUUUGCAUGUUGCUUGUAUGCCAGCGUACUGGGUUAAGUGUAACGGUACCAUGGAUUACUAUAGUCAAUGUCAAGUCAGUGCAUCUCUUCAAAAUGAUAACUAAUUAUAAAGAAAAGUAAUUGUAUCAUUUGUAUUAAUUUAUUUAACAUUGUCUUUUAAUAUUGACAAAUCAGUGUUUGUUUGUUUGUUUGUUUGUUUGUUUGUCUGUAUUAACACAUUUUGAAUAAAACUUUUAAAAUG
Molecule: messenger RNA, 6543 nt
Organism: Oncorhynchus kisutch (coho salmon)
Lineage: Eukaryota; Metazoa; Chordata; Actinopteri; Salmoniformes; Salmonidae
Gene: mvb12ba
Product: multivesicular body subunit 12Ba
Exons: 10
Coding region: 238-1128 (296 amino acids)
Biological process (GO): virus maturation; viral budding; regulation of epidermal growth factor receptor signaling pathway
Cellular component (GO): late endosome; ESCRT I complex
Source: RefSeq, a predicted model, not a curated record